UUUCCCCCUCCCCUUCCCUCCCCUCCUUUUCCCCCUCCCCUUCCCUCCCCUCCUUUUCCCCCUCCCCUUCCCUCCCCUCCUUUUCCCCCUCCCCUUCCCCCCUCCCCUCCUUUUCCCCCUCCCCUUCCCUCCUCUCCUUUUCCCCCUCCCCUUCCCUCCUCUCCUUUUCCCCCUCCCCUUCCCUCCUCUCCUUUUCCCCCUCCCCUUCCCUCCUCUCCUUUUCCCCCUCCCCUUCCCUCCCCUCCUUUUCCCCCUCCCCUUCCCUCCCCUCCUUUUCCCCCUCCCCUUCCCCCCUCCCCUCCCCCCCCCUCCCCUCCUUUUCCCCCUCCCCUUCCCUCCCCUCCUUUUCCCCCUCCCCUUCCCUCCCCUCCUUUUCCCCCUCCCCUUCCCUCCCCUCCUUUCCCCCCUCCCCUUCCCUCCCCUCCUUUCCCCCCUCCCCUUCCCUCCCCUCCUUUUCCCCCUCCCCUUCCCUCCCCUCCUCCUUUUCCCCCUCCCCUUCCCUCCUCUCCUUUUCCCCCUCCCCUUCCCUCCUCUCCUUUUCCCCCUCCCCUUCCCUCCUCUCCUUUUCCCCCUCCCCUUCCCUCCCCUCCUUUUCCCCCUCCCCUUCCCUCCCCUCCUUUUCCCCCUCCCCUUCCCUCCCCUCCUUUUCCCCCUCCCCUUCCCUCCCCUCCUUUUCCCCCUCCCCUUCCCCCCUCCCCUCCCCCCCCCUCCCCUCCUUUUCCCCCUCCCCUUCCCUCCCCUCCUUUUCCCCCUCCCCUUCCCUCCCCUCCUUUUCCCCCUCCCCUUCCCUCCCCUCCUUUCCCCCCUCCCCUUCCCUCCCCUCCUUUUCCCCCUCCCCUUCCCUCCCCUCCUUUUCCCCCUCCCCUUCCCUCCCCUCCUUUUCCCCCUCCCCUUCCCUCCCCUCCUUUUCCCCCUCCCCUUCCCUCCCCUCCUUUUCCCCCUCCCCUUCCCUCCCCUCCUUUUCCCCCUCCCCUUCCCUCCCCUCCUUUUCCCCCUCCCCUUCCCUCCUCUCCUUUUCCCCCUCCCCUUCCCUCUACUCCUUUUCCC
Molecule: messenger RNA, 1047 nt
Organism: Tachyglossus aculeatus (Australian echidna)
Lineage: Eukaryota; Metazoa; Chordata; Mammalia; Monotremata; Tachyglossidae
Product: vegetative cell wall protein gp1-like
Source: RefSeq, a predicted model, not a curated record